Molecule: messenger RNA, 837 nt
Organism: Salvelinus namaycush (lake trout)
Lineage: Eukaryota; Metazoa; Chordata; Actinopteri; Salmoniformes; Salmonidae
Product: T-cell leukemia homeobox protein 3-like
Exons: 3
Coding region: 1-837 (278 amino acids)
Biological process (GO): animal organ development; regulation of transcription by RNA polymerase II
Cellular component (GO): nucleus
Molecular function (GO): RNA polymerase II cis-regulatory region sequence-specific DNA binding; DNA-binding transcription factor activity, RNA polymerase II-specific
Source: RefSeq, a predicted model, not a curated record
AUGGAGCGCGCACCCAGCGCCCCAAGUCCUCCUCCCAAAGCGGCCCAGCACGAACCCAUCAGCUUCGGUAUCGACCAGAUACUCAGUAGCAGUGCUGACUCAGAGACCGGCCGGACCAGCAGCAGAUACGGUUCGGAUACAAGCAGUGGAGACGGUUACCGUUUGGGAAGCCCAACUGGAGGGAACGCUGCCUCCUACACUGCGCUGUCCAUCUCCCUCUCCGGCAUGGUACCACAGUUAGAGGAUCCUGGUUUGUACGGAGUGAACUGUAGCCUGGGCAGCAGAGGAGUGAUCCGGGUGCCUGCUCACAGACCGUUGACUACAUCGGGGCCGCCGCACUUGAUGAGCGCUGUACCCGGGUAUGGAGGCCUGUGUUACCCGUGGGUCGGAAAUAGGUUCGCCAAGGAAAGGUUAUCAGCUCUCGUGCCAUUCACGGUGACCCGGCGAAUAGGUCAUCCAUACCAGAACCGCACGCCGCCCAAACGGAAAAAGCCUCGGACAUCGUUCUCCCGUGUGCAGAUUUGUGAAUUGGAGAAGCGCUUCCACCGGCAGAAGUACCUCGCGAGCGCCGAGCGGGCCACCCUUGCCAAGAGCCUGAAGAUGACGGACGCGCAAGUCAAGACCUGGUUCCAGAACCGACGGACCAAAUGGAGGAGACAGACAGCGGAGGAAAGGGAGGCUGAGCGUCAACAGGCCAACCGGCUGAUCCUGCAACUGCAGGCCGACGCCCUCCACAAGUCCCUCGGCGAAUCAGCAGGCUCCGACCCACUGUGCUCACAUAACUCCUCCCUGUACGCCCUGCAGAACAUGCAGCCCUGGGCCGAGGAGAGGGAGUAG